Molecule: messenger RNA, 357 nt
Organism: Telopea speciosissima
Lineage: Eukaryota; Viridiplantae; Streptophyta; Magnoliopsida; Proteales; Proteaceae
Product: probable xyloglucan endotransglucosylase/hydrolase protein 5
Exons: 1
Coding region: 1-357 (118 amino acids)
Biological process (GO): carbohydrate metabolic process
Molecular function (GO): hydrolase activity, hydrolyzing O-glycosyl compounds
Source: RefSeq, a predicted model, not a curated record
AUGGCAUGCAGGUUCUUGGUGGACGAUGUGCCGAUAAGGGUGUUCAAGAACAGCAAAGAUGUGGGAGUGAAAUUCCCAUUGAACCAGCCGAUGAAGAUAUACCGAAGCCUCUGGAAUGCGGACGACUGGGCCACGAGGGGAGGGCUUGACAAGACCAACUGGUCCAAGGCCCCCUUCGUCACCACCUACAAGAGCUUCCACGUGGACAGGUGCGAGGCGUCGAUGAACGCCAACUACUGUGACACACAGGGGAAAGAGGUGGUGGGAUCAGAGGGAAUUCCAAGAUCUGGAUGCCCUUCAGUGGCGGAGGCUCAGGUGGGUUCGCUCCAAAUACACUAUCUACAACUACUGCAGUGA